AGCAAAUUUAGGGUUUCGUGUUUAUAAUACAACUGAUCAUAAAUUUGUUAUACCAAUAGUGUCGAGUGGUUUUGGAAAAACAAUGAGUUCCAAUAUCGACGCUGCUGAUUUCGAAUGUAACAUUUGUUUCGAUUUGGCUCAGGAACCAGUGGUCACACUCUGUGGCCAUUUAUUCUGUUGGCCAUGUCUUUACAGGUGGUUACAUCAUCGUUCUAAUCCUCAAGGAUGUCCUGUUUGCAAAACACUUGUUGAAGAACAGAAAUUGAUUCCUCUUUAUGGUAAAGGAAGAUCUGUAACUAGUCCAAGAAUGGAGAUUUCUCGUCGUCCUUCGGACUUUCAUAUAUUGUUUGCGCGCUUAGAGCAAUCGCUUUUGUCUCGUGAGUCUAUAGAAAAGCGUUUCAAGGAGUAUAUAGAUAAGCGUAUUAUGGAUAUUCAUGAGGCUGAAGAGCAGCGUUUCGAGCGGCUUCAGGAGGCUCAAGAGCAGCGUUCUAAGCGGCUUGAGCAGCGUAUCAAGGAGUGUCGCGCGAAUGAAGAGCAGCGUAUCAAGAGGUUUCGUGCGGAUGCUGAGCAGCAGAUCAAGGAGUGUCGUGCGGAGGUAGAGCAGCGUAUCAAGGGGUGUCGUGCAGAGGCGGAGCAGGGAAUCAAGGAGUGUCGUGUAAAAUAUCGCGCCGAUGCAAAAGAGCGUAUGAAGAAGUGUCGUGCGGAUUCAGAGCAGCGUAUCAAGAGGUGUCGUGCUGAGUAUCGUGCGGCGUAUCAUGCGGAAUCAGAGCAGCAUAUCAAGGAGUGUCGUGCGGAGACAGAGCUGCGUAUCAACGAGUAUCGUGUGGAGGCAGAGCAGCGUAUUGAGGAGUGUCAUGUGGAGGCAGAGCAGCGUAUCAAGGAGUGUCGUGCGGAGUAUCUUGCUGAUGCAGAGCAGCGUAUCAAGGAGUGUCGUGCGGAGGCAGAGCAUCGUAUCAAAGAGAUUCGUGCGGAGGAAGAGCAGCGGAUAGAGGAGUGUCAUGUGGAGGCAGAUCAAUGUAUAGAGAAGUAUCAUGUGGAGGCAGAGCAGCGUAUCAAGGAGUAUCGUGAGGAGGCUGAUCAGCGUAUCAAGGAGCGUCGGGCGAAGUAUCACGCGGAGACAGCGAUCCGUUUCCCAACUCCCAAAGUUCAAUAGGUUUCUAUAAUGUGUUCUUGAAAGAAUCUUCAAGUGCAAAGAGAGUUCGGUAGGUUCUUACAUUGUACCAUGUAGGGCCAUGAAGAUCUUGUUGAUACAUGUACCUGUUCUUUAGAGACCCAAUUUUUUUGUCAAAUAGUUGCUACUGAGUUUUCCAUUUGUUGUAAUUAUUUCACAUAGGCCUUGGACAACUUGCAAUUUGCCCAAAAAAAAUCAAUGCUUGUUGAUUUAGUUUGUUUCA
Messenger RNA from Vicia villosa (hairy vetch), 1394 nucleotides. RefSeq names its product stress response protein NST1-like. The transcript has 2 exons. Gene Ontology annotation, molecular function: ubiquitin-like protein conjugating enzyme binding; ubiquitin protein ligase activity; metal ion binding. NCBI's taxonomy places the organism in Eukaryota, Viridiplantae, Streptophyta, Magnoliopsida, Fabales, Fabaceae. Gene Ontology annotation, cellular component: endoplasmic reticulum. The record is from RefSeq and is a predicted model, not a curated record. Gene Ontology annotation, biological process: ubiquitin-dependent protein catabolic process. Bases 83 to 1153 code for a protein of 356 amino acids.